AAAGGUGGGAAAAGAUUCUUCUAGAGAAAUCGGGACCGAAGCCGAACUGGGGAUCAAAUUCCGUCCCCUCUUCUUCCUCUUUCCUCCACCGUUUACUUAACCCUUCUCGCGCGCGCACCCUCGUUCUCUCUCUCUCUCGAUCGACCUAGAGACGCGAGAAUCGUUCGAAACCCUAGAGAUUGGUGAUCGGAGACGCGAUCACCAAUCGCUCCUCGUGUGAUUUUGGUGACGAUUUUUAGGUGGGUUUUGGGGGCAUCUAGGGUAAGGGUUAGGGCGAGAGUGGUGGAGGUUUACGUCGGGGAAGAUGAAGAGGAAGGAUCUGGACGAGGCGUACGAUGAAUUCUCCGGUUUCGCCAUCUCCUCCCCGGUGACGAAGAUUAGGAGAUUGGAUGCGGGGGUUCCCCCAUAUAUGGUAAAUGAAAGAUCUGCUGUUCCUCUAGCAAUUGAAGAACAGUUGCCGAGCACUAGUGCUGUGCCUGAAGUGGAAUUGAUGAUGGAUGAUGCACUGCCUUCUCUCCCUUCUGUUGACGAGAAAGCUCUUGUGUUAUACAAGCCAUCAGACACGCCACUAACUCUCAACCCAGGCCAAUCGAAUGUUUCUUUGCUAGUGAGCCCAGACUUAAUUGAAAGUCUCAAGAACCGAGUUUUUAAUCACGGGAUCAAUCGAAGCUUGGAGUUAAAAUCUCCGGUGCAAAGCAACAGCUUGGCGGUGGUUCCAUGGGUCCCGAAACCGGGCGCCACGACUAAUUGGCAUCUCGCCCAACCGGAAAGGCAGGUAGUGGAGGAAACAAUGGAGGACGAAGAGGAAAGAAGCGCUUCUAUGGAAGUCGAAGAAGCAGAAGCACAAGCCAAUACUGCUCAAUCAGGAGGCGAGAGCUUCAGCCGGUGGCAACAACAACUACAACACUGUGUGGUCCCCGAGCUCCGGCCGAACCCAUCCACCUCUAUCAUGUGGUCAUGGUGAUUGCGGAUUUUCGAUCUCUUCUUGAACUCUUCUCUCACCAUUGCACCACAGAUUUUUGAGUCUUUAGUAUUUACUCCCUUGCAGAAAGAUAGAGAGGCCAAUGAGGAGCUUUUUCCGUAUAGAUUUGAAGGUUAGUAAACUGUCCAUCUAUGUCUAUAGACCAAAAUUACUCACUCAAUGCAAUGAUUUUAGCUUUAAACUCUCUACUGCUUCAGCUC
Molecule: messenger RNA, 1182 nt
Organism: Ananas comosus (pineapple)
Lineage: Eukaryota; Viridiplantae; Streptophyta; Magnoliopsida; Poales; Bromeliaceae
Exons: 3
Coding region: 305-964 (219 amino acids)
Source: RefSeq, a predicted model, not a curated record